GUGCAAACCAUUAUGCAAUGUUAGCAUACAAAAAGCCUCACUGUGCAAUUCCCUCCUCUCCUUUCCCUUUAUACCAAUUCCUCUGUCAUUUACCUUUUUCAUCUUUCUCAAUUUGGUGCAGACAAGCUAUUUGUGUUAAGUGCUCUGAGAAGAAAAAAAACCCUCACGCGCUGUAUUUUAAGAAUAUAAACUAGCUAUGAGUGAACCUCUAAAUUCUGAGACAGAAAGUAGCGCCAACUCAUUCCCGUCAUCACCACCAUCACCCUCAUCCGGCGGGUCCAAUCAAUCAUCAAAAACCCAACAUGUAGAGGACCCGAAAAAGAUCAAAAGAAUCCGGGACUCGAGCAAGCACCCGGUGUACCGUGGGGUCCGAAUGAGAAAUUGGGGAAAGUGGGUCUCCGAGAUUCGGGAGCCACGCAAGAAGUCGCGCAUUUGGUUAGGUACCUUCCCUACUCCAGAGAUGGCCGCGAGAGCGCAUGAUGUGGCCGCUUUAAGCAUAAAGGGUAACUCAGCGAUUCUUAAUUUCCCUAAACUUGUUGACUCGCUGCCUCGCCCGGCUUCACUCGCUCCCAGGGACAUUCAGGCUGCGGCUUCAAAGGCGGCACAAAUGGACGAAUUCGUGGUAUCUCCCUCGCCUUCCUCGUCGCGUUCAUCUUCUCUGUCGUCAAUGGUUUCGGCACUUGAUUUGUCACCUGGGUCAGAUGAAUUAAGCGAGAUUGUCAAAUUGCCGCGGCUGGGGACGAGUUAUGAUGACCCGGACGAGUUGAGGAGCGAUUUGGUCUAUAUGGAUACGGUGGAGGGGUGGUGGUAUCCUUCUCCACCGUGGUUGCAGAGUGUGGAGAAUUGUGAGCAUGUUUGUGAUCAGUCAGCGCUAGUGCCAGAGAGUUUUUUACAGUACAGCUUUGACCAAGGUUUGUUGUGGGAUUUUUAGUGCGUGAGGUUUGUGAACGAACGUGUGUUUAAAAUCUUCUUCUCCUCCUCCUCCUUUGGAUGAAGGAAGUUGUAUUUGAAAGAUUUUAGCCUUUACGUUGUGAAUUAAGGGCUAAUUCUUCAUUUUUUUUUGUUGUCUUUGUUCCAAUCUCUGUACGUGUCUGUUUGUGUUUGUACAUUGUGACCAUGUAACGUCUUGAAUGAAGUAUGAAUCUAACUCUCUACAGUGUACGUA
Messenger RNA from Tripterygium wilfordii, 1165 nucleotides. Its product is annotated as dehydration-responsive element-binding protein 3-like. The transcript has a single exon. The record is from RefSeq and is a predicted model, not a curated record. Gene Ontology annotation, biological process: regulation of DNA-templated transcription. Bases 197 to 931 code for a protein of 244 amino acids. Lineage: Eukaryota; Viridiplantae; Streptophyta; Magnoliopsida; Celastrales; Celastraceae. Gene Ontology annotation, molecular function: DNA-binding transcription factor activity; DNA binding.